Molecule: messenger RNA, 1372 nt
Organism: Sesamum indicum (sesame)
Lineage: Eukaryota; Viridiplantae; Streptophyta; Magnoliopsida; Lamiales; Pedaliaceae
Product: ribosome biogenesis protein BRX1 homolog 1
Biological process (GO): ribosomal large subunit assembly; rRNA processing
Cellular component (GO): nucleolus
Molecular function (GO): rRNA binding
Source: RefSeq, a predicted model, not a curated record
CUAUGGCGUAGUAAAAUUACAAUUGCUUGUUAACUGAAUUAGGGUUUAGGGUUUAGUCUCAUCUCUACUACAUUCCUCUUUUGUUCUUCGUCCGGCCACAGGGAGAUUCAUUGUGUUCAAAUGGGUAAUAAGCGAAAACACAGUGAAGCCGAGGCUGCGGUCGAUGUGAAGAAGGACGAUAGUGCGCCAGAAAGGCCGAAGAGGACGCUUCUUGGCUUUAAGAACAGUGAUGAAGAUAAGAAGGAGAAUGACAGUUUUCGUGUGGGUUUUCGGAAUAAAGAGAAAGUCUUGGUCACUUGUUCGCGCCGCAUUAGUUUCAGGUAUCGGCAUUUGAUGUUGAACUUGGUUGACCUUCUGCCUCACUGUAAGAAAGAUAACAAGGUCGAGUCCAAGGAGAGUAAAGGGACUGCUUUGAAUGAGCUCGUUGAGCUCAAGAGCUGCUCUUCUUGUUUGUUUUUUGAGUGCAGGAAAGGCAAAGACCUCUACUUAUGGAUGGCCAAGUGCCCCAAUGGUCCUUCUGUCAAAUUUUUGGUUAAUGCGGUGCACACGAUGGAAGAAUUGAAACUUACUGGAAAUCAUCUGAAGGGUUCACGUCCUAUCCUGACCUUUUCAUCCAACUUUGAUAAAAGCCCUCACUGGAAGCUUUUAAAAGAGAUGAUUUCUCAGAUAUUUGGCACUCCAAAGGAUCACCGGAAAUCUAAGCCUUACCAUGAUCAUGUAUUUGUCUUCUCAAUUGCUGAUGACCACAUAUGGUUCCGGAAUUACCAGAUAUCAUGUCCCCAUGGUGGAGCACAGAAACUAGACCGUGGAGACUUGGAAAAGAUGACAUUGGUUGAGGUUGGCCCAAGAUUCUGUCUGAAUCCCAUUAAGAUAUUUGGUGGCAGUUUUGGUGGUCCAACACUAUAUGAGAAUCCAUUUUAUGUCUCACCAAACCAGAUUCGGUCAUUGGAUAAAAGGCAGAAGGCUGGAAAAUAUGCAAAGAAAGUUAAAGCCAAGACUAGGAGGAAGAUGCACGAGCUGGAAAAUCCCCUGGAAGUUGAUGAAUUUGCUGAUAUGUGGAAUGAGUGAAAAGCUAAUCAAACGUAGUCUCAAAUGCUCGGUAAAGUCCGCAUACAGUUACAUACCUUCAGCACAUUACUCGAAGGAUAGAAUGCUAUCGAUGUUUGUUUAGUAGCAUCUGAAAGUCGAUGAUUUUUACAUAGUUAAAAUGUUUAAAGUGGUACCUGAUCUUUUCGUCUCAUGGUUAACUUCAAACUGCAUAAGCUUAAGGCUUAGGUCGUUGCGCAGUUUUACUCUAUUUUGUUUGUCGGAUGCUGAAAUCUCACGAUCACUAUGGUAAAUGCUGCUUGCGCAUGCGAAUUGGAUCGAUACA